CAAAUGUCACGUUGAUGUCGGUGUUGCUGUUUUACGAAGCGAACCGUAAUUUCUUCUCCAAGAAAUACAUCUCCAAGAUUAUAUACAAAGUGAGUCGAAAUCUUUGAAGUGAGAAAUGAAAUUUUUGCGAUAAGAAAGUUCAUUCCCAUGAUUAAAACAGAACCAUGGUACAUCUGUCAUCAUUAUUACUGAAAAAGUAUCACGGCGGUCAUGUGGUUAUCCGCCUGGCACUGGGUGGAGCCACCAACAGACCAUUUUACCGCAUCGUGGCCGCCUACAACAAAAGGGCACGAGAUGGAAAAUAUAUCGAGCAGCUGGGAUCGUACGACCCGCUCCCCAACAUCUACAACGAGAAACUGGUCAGCUUCAACUACGACAGGAUCAAGUACUGGAUGGGAUGUGGAGCUCAUCCUACUAAACCCAUAGCCAAACUUUUAGGACUGGCCGGAUUUUUCCCGUUGCAUCCUAUGACCAUCACAGAGGCAGAACGGAGGAAAGCAGCGGCAGCUCUGAAACAGGAAGUUACACCUCAGGAGGAAAGCGAAGAAGAGAAGCAGGCAGAACAGUAGUGCUUCCUCUUAAUGCCUACAACAACACAAUGUCUUUCCCAGCAUCAUUUUAGAAGAACUCUGCUUACACACACACGUGAUCUAAUGAGUCUUGUCCUGAUGAUCUAAUGUUUUUUUUUUUUUUUUUUUUUUUAUUAUAUCAGUUAAACGAAAUUUUUAUUUUUAUUUAGUGCUAAUAAAUGUGAUCACAUUCAAACAAUCAAAACAUA
Messenger RNA from Tachysurus fulvidraco (yellow catfish), 778 nucleotides. It is a transcript of the gene mrps16, whose product is annotated as mitochondrial ribosomal protein S16. The transcript is spliced from 4 exons. NCBI's taxonomy places the organism in Eukaryota, Metazoa, Chordata, Actinopteri, Siluriformes, Bagridae. The record is from RefSeq and is a predicted model, not a curated record. Gene Ontology annotation, molecular function: structural constituent of ribosome. Gene Ontology annotation, biological process: mitochondrial translation. The coding region runs from base 165 to 569 and encodes 134 amino acids. Gene Ontology annotation, cellular component: mitochondrial small ribosomal subunit; ribosome.